CUCCGAGGCGGACGCCCCGGGACGAGCUCGGGCGUUUGGGAGGCCCGCGCUGCACCCUCGCCGGCCGGCGAUCGGGAUCCGUCCCGGGUCCGUUCUAGUCCUUUGCCGGGCGCUACAUAGCGGCCGCUUUGAGAUCGUCCCUUCCCUCCGUAGCUUCGGCGACUUUCGCGAGGGCUGUGACUCAGCCGCCAGGCCCGAGGCAGAGUUCCGGGAGGCGCUAAUGCUGGCGGCGACUGUCCCGGUGGCGCCGAGGCGUGGGCGCUUCCUGCUGUAGCCGGAGAUUGGCUGAGCAGAUUUGUAUGGUGUGAGGCCGGCCUUGCGCUUCGGGGACGUGGUUGAGGUGGUCCUGGUGGGUUUACCAGCACGCCCUGGUACCCCUCCGCCCGCAAGAGUGAGCGUGUUUAUAGUACACGGUGUUCGUGCCCGACGUCGUCCUCCACGUGCUGGUGGUCGUACUUUCUCAAUUUUUCCGAGUCAUCCGAAGGUGCGGAACGACACGGAUGUACUCGGACGGCGCUUGGCUUUCCCCGGCCUCUCCGCUGGAUCCCGAACUUAUUCACCAACUUUUUACGUCUCUCGCCGGAGUGGAGCCGGCCCGGAUGGAGAAACGAGGAGGCACUGGGAGGGCCACAGCGGGCCUCCUCUUCCUCCUUCCCACGGGACCAUGACGCCCGACCCACAGGCCGUCUGGCGGUGCGUGCUCGCUGACUUGGGGACCCGGCUCCGUCCAGGUGCCGUCGCGGCAGUGGAGCUGCUCCCCGGCGACCACCUUCGUUUCUCCAGGUUCCACGCGAAGCGGUCACGGGCCUCCGUAGAUGGGAUUCCCUUCAGGUCAGGCUGCAUAUACAAUGUUCCCGUCACCUGUUCUCCUCGGCGCACCGCUUGUUUGUUGACAGCACACGCAGGUCCCCUCACCGCGGGGUACGACACGGAGUGUCGCGGGCGAGCGAGGAGGACGCUCCAGGCGGCGUCCGUCCCACUUGUGUCUCGGUGGUCGGAGCCCCUAACAAACGUUUGGGAAACGGGGUGCGGCCUGGGCCGUCCGCUGAUUGCCCGGAGGAGCCCCGAGCCCGUGCGCAAUCCUGGUUGGAAGCGGUUGUCUGAGGCUGCCCCACGGAAUAAGCUCUCUCUCUGGAUCCUAGGAACGGUCUCUGGACCCGCGGUGGCCCACACCGGACCGAGCAACGCGACGGAGGGCGGCCUGGGUCGACCCCAGGAGUUAGGGCGGCGGCUGUACGCCUGCGCCCUUGCACGACCCGGGUUCGUCCCGCUGAGAUUCGCACCAGUGGAGCUUCACCUGGGGGCUCCUGCAGCAAGUGUAAGACUCACAGUAGACUCACCACAAUGUGGGCAUUCAUGAAAUAAGAAAUCCUGAGAUUUUGGUAAAGAAAAUUACCAUUGUUUUUGUUACUCAACUCUAGUGUAAUUAUUACCACUGUUUGCAGUUAAUUUUGAAAACACUGACUAAAGAUUCUUUAUCCCAAGUGUAUUUGAAGAUGUUGAAAGAGGGUUUCCAGAAUACAGAAUUUUCUAUAUACGCCUGGGAGUCAGGGAACUCAUCCCUCUAAUCAUGAAGUCCUGCCCCACUCCCUGCAGGAAGCAAUCUGGAAAGCCAGACACAAAUCUGUGCAGCAACAGACCCCAAGGGUCAGUGCUUGCUCAGUGACUGAAAACUUCCUCAUUAGUCAUUCUUUGCAUUCAGAGCCGAAUGUAGGAAAGCCAAAUAUGUUGCCCUAGGCAGUCAUGCGGGCUUCCCCUCUUCUUGUCCGCCGCCUCCAGCUUCCUCACAUCACAGCUUUCUUUUUUGCCACCAGAAAGCACUUCUGCGUGUGCUUGGGUCAGUGUAACGUGAGAGGCGGUGUCUGUGCCUCUCAGUCUGUAGUGCCGGCUCUGAACAAAUAGUGUUUGUCUCGCUUGGGAGGUCUUUCCUCAUGUCUACGGAGCUUAGUAGAGUGAGAAUGAGAACCAACCAAUAAACAAACAGCUCAGGAUUAUAUGUGUUUUUGACGUUCUCUUAUAAAAAUCACAUUUACUCAUGAUGAUUUUUAAAGUGAGAUAGAUACACAUAUCAUAAAAUUCACCCUUUCAUAAGUGUACAAUUCAGUGAUUUCGAGUUGACAUAGAAAGUUGUACAACCAUCAUCAGUACUAACUGAGAACAUUCCAUCACCUCAGAAAGAAAUCCAGACCUCAUUAUACAGUCACUUCCCCUCCCCACUCUUCCCCAUUAGCCUUCAGCAACCGCCUGUGUGCUUUUUGUCUAUGGAUUUGCCUGUUCUGUAUAUUUCAAGUAAUUGCAAUUGCACAAUUCUGGACAUCUCUGUCUGGCUUCUCACACUUAGUGUCAUGUUGUGGCGUCUCAUCCAUGUAUUAGCCUGUGGUUCAUUCAUCUGUUUCACUUAAGAAUUUGCCAUUCUAGGGCUUCCCUGGUGGAGCAGUUGUUAAGAACC
This is a messenger RNA of Delphinapterus leucas (beluga whale), 2449 nucleotides long. NCBI's taxonomy places the organism in Eukaryota, Metazoa, Chordata, Mammalia, Artiodactyla, Monodontidae. The record is from RefSeq and is a predicted model, not a curated record.